This is a messenger RNA of Blepharisma stoltei, 967 nucleotides long. The record is from the annotation of a GenBank genome assembly. NCBI's taxonomy places the organism in Eukaryota, Ciliophora, Heterotrichea, Heterotrichida, Blepharismidae.
AUGGGAGCAUGUGUAGGCUCUGGAAGUAAUACAAAUAGAACAAACCAAUCAAGCAAUCAGCCUAGAAACCAAGCUCAAAACCAACUCCCGCCACGAGCAGCAGCAAAUCCUCCAAAUCAGCAGCCUAUUUAUAGAAAUCCUCCACCUCCUCCACCUCCAGCAAAUAGAAAUGCUCCAAAAGGGCCAAUCCCAUUAACCAGUGUAGAAUCUCAAGAUAGGGUGCAUUUAGAAGUUUAUUUACGCAAAAAUUCUUUUGAAUUAGUUCCAGUCCCGCAGCAGGCCGGAAAUUUUUCAUUAACUUUCGAGUUUGAUUCGCUUUGUGUCUGCAUAAUCGACAUAUAUUAUUUUGCAGUUGAGAAUUUGGAUCAAUUAUGCAUUUUCCCUUUAUUUUGCCUAAAAUUGAAAAAUUUAAAUAAAAUUAUAAUUUUUAGUGGGCAAAAUAAAGCAAAAAAAUAUAGGCAAAAAUACAUUAAACUUUUCAGUAGACACCAAAAUGUUCCCUAUUCCUCAAUCAUAUCGCUUUAAUGCUGGAAUGAAACAAAAAUUCCCACCAAAUGUAUCUUUAAUCAUCCCUUCAAAAUACCCACCUGAUUUAUUGCAAUUUAAAAACAAAAUCCAUAUCCCAAUUGUUGUAAAUAUUAGAAAUGAGGAUAAAACUAAUAUGCAGACACAGACUUGCUUUUUGGCUAUUGAAAAUGAAGGGGGAAACUAUAAAUUGUCGAUUCUUAAACAGAAAAUUAGCAUAAGGCAAAAAUGGUUUAUUUUGAAUGAAAUUUACAAUUUAGAAAAAAGUGAAGGAGAAUGUGUGAUUUGUUUAGGAGAUAAAUGCACAGUUACAGCAUUGCCCUGCAAACAUUGCUGCUUGUGCGUCAUUUGCUCUGAAAUGAUAAGAAAUGAUCCACAGAUGAAGUGCCCAGUAUGCAGAGCAAAAGUGGAGAAAUUUGUAAACAUUGAGUUUAAUGAAUAA